AUGCAGCUCAAGCAAGCUAUUGAGGCUCUGCGGCCUCUGCAGGGAGAAGUAAUUCCUAUCCGGACGGUUCAAGAGACCCGGCCGCCUGAGGAAUUUGCCGAUGCCUACGCCGCCGAGGUCAAUGUCAAAGCUGCGUCUAAAGUUGUCAAGGCUCUCGACUCGGCCUUCCCCCGCGACCCCGCCCUCUCCCUGGGCCACCUGCGACGAUUCUCUAAGCGGGAGAAUCUCCCGGCACCACUCAAAGCCGCAAUUGAGGAGGAUCGAUCAUUCUCAAAGACACCAGCACAGACAAUCUUCGUGCUGAUCUCACCUCCAGUCCCGGACCUCGAUCAGGUGCAAGCAGUGCUCGCCCCAUUCGCACCCGCCUCUUCUCCCUCAGCAAGAAAUACCCCUUCAGAUGCAUCUUCUCCCGAGCUCACGACUCCGAAGAUCAACCUGAUCCCUACCAAAGUCCCCAUCCAACCCCCAUUCAACAUUACCCAAGCCGAAAAUUGGAGCAACAAUCUUUGGCCUGUGGUCUUCAACGCUGCGGCCCCGCGCGCAACCAUCGCACCGCCUCCCCAGGUCCUAAACCGCGCUCAGGAACAUAUCAGCACACAGGCAGGGUACUACCUCUCACUUGCGCGCAAAGUCGCCGAAGAGGCAGAGCAAUCUGGCCAUGGCCGCGGCGUCGGUGCAGUGAUCGUCGACCCAGCCAUUGAGACUCAUAUUGACGCUAUCUCCUGGGGCGCAGAUUGGAACCCUAGGGACCGAUGGAUGGAAGCUGUGGUCGCAGUCGGUGGCGAUGCUAGAUACGGCCGGGGCGAGGCUGGUGCUCCUUCACAGAAAGACCUCCACCCCGGUCUCGUGCCCAACCCGGCCAGCACAACGUACGACGCUGACCUAGAGGGUGGCCCUGAUCUCCACGCCUUGAUGCGUGCUACGGAGCUUGUUGCCCGCCGUCGCCGGGAAGAUGCGGUCCAUGAGGCUGCCAUGGAAUCGCUCACUCCUCCGGCUAUCGUUGCGACAGAUCCGCAACUGUCGACUCAGCUCAGUCCUCUCGAGUCUUACUUCUUGUAUGACGCCGACACGCCGUCUGCACACCCUCCUCCUGAGCCUUCCUCGCCGAAGAAGAGGAAGCACGAAGAACCCAACCCCGAGAUCCGUGCUACACAGGUAGAAAUCAGCGACGAUACGGAUCCUCAGUCUAUCUCAUCUGCACCCCUCCCUGCCCCUCCCCCUUCAACAACCGCCCUCGCCGACCCAAUAAUCGCCGCACGCACCAACGCCCCCGAAUGGCCCUCUGACCCCUUCUCUGACUCAACAAUACCCCCAUCCUCCCGAAUCCGCACCCGCGCCCAAGGCGGCUACCUCUGCACCGACCUAGAUGUUUACAUGUCCCACGAACCCUGCCUCUGCUGCUCAAUGGGAAUUCUCCUGUCCCGCUUCCGCGCCGUAAUCUUCCCGCGCUCUGGACGAAUGAAGAGCGGUGGUCUUGCAUCCGAGCCUGUGGGUCCCACCACUGACGAAGAGUCUGCUCACAAUGAGUCUGUCGUGGCCACCGAUACAGAAGAUGAGCGUCUGUACUAUGGACUUCACUGGCGUAAGGAGCUGAACUGGCGCGCCCUGGGAUUCGAGUUUGUGGAAGAGGCUGAUGGUGUGGAUGGGCAUGAGGGCGUGGCUUUUCAUGCUUGA
This is a messenger RNA of Penicillium cinerascens, 1674 nucleotides long. RefSeq names its product putative tRNA-specific adenosine-34 deaminase subunit Tad3. Gene Ontology annotation, molecular function: catalytic activity. The record is from RefSeq and is a predicted model, not a curated record. The transcript is spliced from 3 exons. Lineage: Eukaryota; Fungi; Ascomycota; Eurotiomycetes; Eurotiales; Aspergillaceae. Bases 1 to 1674 code for a protein of 557 amino acids.